Molecule: messenger RNA, 3097 nt
Organism: Mercurialis annua (annual mercury)
Lineage: Eukaryota; Viridiplantae; Streptophyta; Magnoliopsida; Malpighiales; Euphorbiaceae
Product: phosphoinositide phosphatase SAC2-like
Exons: 16
Coding region: 419-2830 (803 amino acids)
Biological process (GO): phosphatidylinositol dephosphorylation
Cellular component (GO): intracellular membrane-bounded organelle
Molecular function (GO): phosphatidylinositol-3,5-bisphosphate 5-phosphatase activity
Source: RefSeq, a predicted model, not a curated record
UAUCUCAAAAUAUAAAUUAAAAUUAAACCAGCAAUUAUUUUCUACUCUCUGUUUUGCGGCAUCUCCGUCUCUCUCGUCUUCAUCUUGCUCUCUGUUUCUCAUCGAUCUACUGUGUCUCACUGUCUCUCCAAAACGCUGCGUUUUUAAGCUGAAUUUUGCUCUGUAUAUUUUCUUCGUUUAAUAAUGUAUCGGUUAAUUUGUGUAUGUAUAUAUGUAGAGCUGUGAUAGGUUAUUGUAAAUUUGUUUUGAUAAUUUUUUAUUUUUUUGGCUUUUGUGUGAAGAGUUAGUGAAUUAUUGAUUUGAGAGAAGUGAAGGAAAUUUUUGUUUUAGUGUGAAGAGUUGACCGGAGCUGAGAGGACCUAGAACUGCUCUGCUCGGGCAAGAAGAUCCAUAUAUAAACAUAAGAUCCGAUUAACAUAUGGAUACUUAUAGUUCCGGCGGUUUACCCGACCCUAAUUCUUUCUACUUGCAGAAGUUCGUGCUCUAUGAGACUUACUCGAAUUUUUAUAUGAUAGGACGAGACAAGAGCAGAGCGUAUUGGAGAGUUUUAAAGAUUGAUAGAUUAGAUCCAUCUGAACUGAAUAUUCUUGAAGAUUAUACAACAUACUCAGAAAUUGAAUGCCGUGAACUGCUAAAGCGGAUAGAUGAAGGGAAUAAGUCAACUGGUGGACUCAAUAAAGUCACUACUUGCUAUGGAAUAGUUGGUUUUGUUAAAUUCUUGGGACCUUAUUACAUGCUGAUAAUAACAGAAAGAAAGAAAAUUGGUGCAAUUUGCGGCCAUGCGAUAUAUGCCAUCACCAAGAGCGAGAUGAUUCCAAUUCCAAAUUCUUCUGUGCGCUCCAAUAUGACUAAUUCUAAGAACGAGAACAGAUACAAAAAGCUCCUAUGCACGGUAGAUCUUUCAAGGGAUUUCUUUUUCAGCUACUCAUACCAUGUCAUGCAUUGUCUUCAGAAGAAUAUAAGUAAUAAUGAGACGGGGAAAGUUCACUAUGAAUCUAUGUUCGUUUGGAAUGAAUUCUUAACUCGAGAAAUACGAAAUAACCUCAAACAUACUAUAUGGACAGUGGCAUUAGUGUAUGGCUUUUUUAAACAGGUCAAACUUUCAGUAUCAGGCAGGGACUUUAAGUUGACUCUUAUUGCUAGACGAUCACGGCAUUAUGCUGGAACAAGGUAUUUAAAACGUGGUGUGAAUAAGAAGGGCAGAGUGGCGAAUGACGUGGAAACAGAACAAAUUGUGUUUGAAGAUAUUGCUGAUGGAUAUCCAGUGCAAAUAAGUUCCGCUGUUCAGCAUCGGGGUUCAAUUCCACUUUUCUGGUCCCAAGAAACUUCGCGUUUGAAUAUUAAACCCGACAUUAUAUUAUCGAAGGAGGACCAAAAUUAUGAGGCCACAAAACUCCAUUUUGAAAAUCUCGUAAAGAGAUACGGAAAUCCAAUAAUUAUUUUAAAUUUAAUAAAGACACAUGAAAAAAAGCCUCGGGAGAGUAUCCUCCGUACAGAGUUUGCUAAUGCUAUUAAAUGUAUAAAUAAAGGAUUAUCCGAGGAGAAUCGACUGAGGUUUCUACAUUGGGAUUUGCAUAGGUAUUCCAGAAAGGCUACCAAUGUGCUGUUACUUCUGAGCAAAGUGGCAGAAUAUGCAGUAAAUUUAACUGGGAUCUUUUAUUGUCAAGUUACGCCGAGUUUGAGGCCCACGGAACGGUCUAGUUUAUCCUAUUCCGAGAGAAGUGAUGGUGGAAAUGAAUUUGGAAGGACUUCAGCUCCAGAAAUUGGCAAGAAUAAUUCUGGGGCAUGUGGGAAUCUGAGUUUCAAGGUCCCGAUGUUCCAAAGGGGGGUUCUGAGGACUAAUUGCAUAGAUUGUUUGGAUCGCACAAAUGUUGCCCAAUAUGCCUAUGGUUUGGUGGCUCUUGGUCAUCAACUGCAUGCACUUGGACUUAUGGAAUCAACCAUUAUCGAUCUGCAUAAUCCAUUGGCAGAGGAUUUAAUGAAGAACUAUGAGAUAAUGGGUGAUACACUUGCACUACAGUAUGGCGGGUCUGCAGCGCACAACAAGAUUUUUUCUGAGAGGAGAGGACAGUGGAAAGCUGCAACUCAUUCACAGGAGUUCUUCAGAACUUUACAGCGUUACUACAGUAAUGCCUACAUGGACGCUGAGAAACAACAUGCCAUUAAUGUGUUCUUGGGUCACUUCCAGCCACAACAGGGAAAGCCAGCACUCUGGGAAUUGGGUUCAGAUCAACACCACAAUGUUAGAGCGCGUGGUCUUGAUGUUGUAGAUGAGGGCACGAGGUCGUCAUUCAUUAGAAGAUCAUUAUCAGAUGGCGACCUCCUUUGUGAAUGUGACUCAUUAUUCCUAACUGCCAGUGGUGGACAAAAUAAGCUUUUCCCAGGAGAGCAAGGAUUUAAUAACGGUCUUUCAGAUUCUACUCCAGAGAUCUCAACCUGUGAAAGUGAUAUAUCGCAUUCUAGGUACACUCCCACAAUGCCCCGUAGGCGACUUUUUAAAGAAAUCGAAGAAGAAGAAUUUGAUAAUGAUCGUAUUUGUUAUGAUGAACAUGGGGAAACAUGCAACUGCUCAAAUUUUCUUGAUUUGGAAUGGCUUUCUUCGUCAGGAAAUUCUUUCGAUGAAGAUCAUUUUGAUAGGUCAAUUGCUGGCCUAUCAUCCGAGUAUCUUGUGAAUGAAAUGAGAAGUGACACACCUGCUAGUGAAUCUGGAUCUUGCUUGAAGGGAAGUGAUCAGACAGCAAUGGGCCUCUCUUCGAACAACCUCGUGGAUGAAUUUUCAAAGCACUUUGCCGACUGGGUAAGACACGGGGAGACACUGUGCCCGUUGUAAUUUUACGGAGUUUCUGAUCAUACUACUCAAUUGAGUCAUUAUCCCCGUGAUCCUAUCCGAAGGAUGUGGAUUGCCAUACAUAGAAUAAAAGAGCAACAGAUCAUCCCAAUUGUCACAGUUUCAGCCUUUCUGAAGCACGAGAUUCUUCUGUUCACAUAUUCAUCCCAAGUAAAGAAAGGUAUGUUUGGGCGGAGCACAUAAUCCGCCUUGUAAAUAUUUAUUAAUCAUUACAAAACCAUCAUGAAAAUAAGUUCAUUUUUGAUACCA